GUCCUAUAAAUAGGAGGGGUGCUCCGCGCGGAUUGCCCCAAAGACGAUCUAAGAUUCUGACAGGCAAGUCAUUCUCACACAACCAGCGCGCAGUAUAGGAGACAUGACCGCUUCUGCCAUGGCGCAUACCGUGGGGAAACACUCAAGUGCCAAGGAAGAGAGAAAGCUGAGAAAGCCACUUAUUGAGAGGAAACGACGGGAAAGGAUAAAUAAUUGUUUGGACCAACUUAAAGAAACUGUCGUCGGAGCUUUCAGGCUUGACCAAUCGAAACUUGAAAAGGCCGACAUUCUUGAGAUGACAGUGAAACAUCUGCAGAACAUUCAGAGCAACACAUUCUGUGAUCCAACUCUAGGCCUGGAGGCCCAACAGAAGUACAGCACAGGCUACAUCCAGUGUAUGCACGAGGUCCAUAACAUGCUGCUCACUUGUGAGUGGAUGGACAAAACCCUGGGUUCACGUCUGCUCAACCACCUGCUCAAGUCCCUGCCCAGAUCCACAGAAGAGCCAACUCUGCAGUCUAACACCCGGCAUGAUGUCCCUCCACCCAGACAGGGACUUGCUGCCCCAAGCACCCCUGCCCGAGGAGACCCACGGCCUGGGAGGCUGAUCCAGAGAGAGGGGUCUCUCUCUCCCUCUGGGGCCCAGGAAAGGGCCCUGUUCCUGGCCAGCAGUCCCCACCUCCACAGCCCUCAUCUUGGCAUGCUGGAGAUGUGGAGACCAUGGUGAAGGAUGUUGUGGGACUUUGGCCUGUGCUCUCAAUUUCCAUGUUAGACCCUCCUCUGUUAUGUAUCUUAUAGAUAUGCUUACUCAGAAGACUAAAGUGUGGGGCGGUUUUGUUCCAGUGUAUUUUAGGUGUGCUAUGAUUCUAUACAGACCUUUCAGUACUUCCAGUCAGAAGUUGACUUCCUGUAGCCUGCAUUGUAGAAGGCUCUUAUUAAUAUUUUCUUAUAUUUAUUGUAUUAACUUUUUAUUUAUUUUUGAAUAAUAUGUUUCAACUUUGCUCCUUAGCUUCUAUGCAUAAUUUAGCUUUUAUACUUCCUCCGUUUUUGUAUUUUAACCAAUAUUAAUAAAGUACAAUGUAUAUGCAAUGUACA
Messenger RNA from Osmerus eperlanus (European smelt), 1095 nucleotides. It is a transcript of the gene her8.2, whose product is annotated as hairy-related 8.2. Gene Ontology annotation, biological process: regulation of neurogenesis; anterior/posterior pattern specification; regulation of transcription by RNA polymerase II. NCBI's taxonomy places the organism in Eukaryota, Metazoa, Chordata, Actinopteri, Osmeriformes, Osmeridae. The transcript is spliced from 4 exons. Gene Ontology annotation, cellular component: nucleus. The record is from RefSeq and is a predicted model, not a curated record. Gene Ontology annotation, molecular function: protein dimerization activity; DNA-binding transcription factor activity, RNA polymerase II-specific; RNA polymerase II cis-regulatory region sequence-specific DNA binding. Bases 104 to 727 code for a protein of 207 amino acids.